AUCGGCAAACAACGCGAGCGUACGCAUUUCUUCUCUCUGGCUCUACAUUUAUUUUUCCCUCUGACAUCAUUCGGUGUGUCUCUAUGUGUGCUUGGGCCCUAGUUUAAAUUUCAGUUUAGUUUCGGUUUUUUUUUUUUUUUUGUUUGUUAAUUUUUGUUUUGUGUGGAGCCAUAUAGCCACGAGCUUGUUCGUCAUUAAACGCCCUGUUCUUGCGUCCUUGAUCGUAAUGCGUGGGAUCCGGCGCCGCUGCGCAGUCGCCCAGAAAGUGCCGAAAGUAGCGAAAGUUGCAAAAGAUCUGCCGAGGGAGCCAUUAUCGCCAGGACUCGAUACGACGGUUCAGCAGGAUCGCUGAGGGAUCGACUUCCAUACAAAAUUAAAAAAAAAAAUAAAACUGCCGCCAAGACAUUCACCUCGCUCUUCCUCUACCACCAAACAUGUAUUCGGCGGUCCGCACCCACGACUACGACUAUCCGGAAUCGGAAAUGGACGAGCGGGAGAGCCUGUACUUCGACACCAUAUCGCUGGCGGACUCGGAGGCGGCGGCUGCUGCAGCGGCGCACCGCAAGUCGAUAUCGCAGUCGCGGAACACCAUCUACCACUCGGCAGUUGACCUGGCCGGCGACGAGGGUCGGGGUAGUCUGCGCCUGCCCAGCGGAGCCACUGCCGCCGAGCAUGCGGCACUGGCCUGGCAGCCCGGUUACCGCCAGUCCACGGCAUUGGAGCAUCUCAAUGGCGGCAGUGGCGGUGGCGGUGGCGAUCACACGGAUGCCGCAAUCGCCGCCCAAAUGAUUGCUCUGCAGAAUGGGCGUGGCCAUCUGCCCACUGGCAUCGGGGUAACCGGGGAUGGAGGAGCUCCUGGCACUGGCGGUGCUGACGAUGAGGUCUCUAGACGUCUGUUAAGAAGUAGUAGCAACAUUUCUAAUAAAGAUAAGAAAUUGCCAAUAACAUACUCCCAGUGGAAAUCAAGGACAUACCGGCGCUUCGAUGAUGGCAAGCGGAGCGUGGACUUUGUGCUGGCCUACAAUGGUGAGGUUCAGCUGGAGGAGCACCGGCGCAAGUGCGAGAUCUUCGAGGCGAAUCUGCAGCGCGAGGGUCUGCAGUUGGAGCACAACAAGGUGCAGCGGGUGCACUUCAUCAAGAUCCAUGCGCCAGCCGAGGUGCUCUAUCGCUAUGCCGAAAUACUCAAGAUCAAGGUGCCGCUCAAGCCGAUUCCCGGCCAGGAUCAAAUCUUUGCCGAAUCGGCGCAUGAGUUUAAGACCUGCCUGAGCCGGAUGUGCCGCACCCUGUUCAGCUCGGUGCAGCUCAAUACGGCCCUCUUCCCGGAACGCGAACCGCGCAUCCAUCUCGAGUUCUCCCGCAACUACCUGGAGCUGUACGAUACGGAGCAUCCGAACUUCCUCGACGCCGGCACCCGCUACUCCAUCAUCAACUUCAUACUCCAGCGACAGCAUUUCGUCGAGGGCGAGGAAACGGCCGACAAUCUGGGCAUCGAGAAGCUCGUCCAGGAUGGCGUAUACACCUGCGCCUACACCCUGCACGAUAAGGACGAUCGCGAUCGCCUGCUCAAGGAGUGGGCCAACAUAUCCAAGUGGAAGAACCUGCAACCACUGGACCAAAUUAAAGACUACUUUGGUGCGAAGGUGGCACUAUACUUCGCUUGGCUGGGAUUCUACACCCAAAUGCUGAUCCCCAUCAGCAUUUUCGGCCUGCUCUGUUUCCUGUACGGCUUCAUAACGUGGGGCACCGAUCCGAUUAGCCGGGACAUAUGUAAUGACAAUGGGACGAUCAUGUGUCCGCAGUGCGAUCGCAGCUGCGACUACUGGCGGCUGAACGAGACCUGUACGUCCUCCAAGUUCAACUAUCUGAUAGACAACAACAUGACCGUGGUGUUCGCCCUGUCGAUGGCCAUUUGGGCGGUGGUGUAUCUGGAGUUCUGGAAGCGCUACUCGGCGGGUCUGGUGCACCGCUGGGGACUGACUGGCUUCACGCACCACGUGGAGCAUCCGCGUCCGCAGUACCUGGCCAAAAUAUCGCGCUCCAGACGGUUGACCGGAAAGGCUUACGAGCAGGAUCAAACUGGCAAGCGGACCACACUGGAUCCCGAUGUGCCCUUCUGGAGCAUCAAGUUCCUGCCCAACUUCACUAGUUAUAGCAUCAUGAUAUUGUUUAUUUGCAUAUCAGUCAUUGCCAUAGCUGGGAUAAUCAUCUACAGAAUGGCACAGCGAGCCUCGCACAGCAUUCUGGGCAGCGAGAAUUCGAUGACCUUCAAGGUGAUGAUCCUGCCCAUGACGGCGGGCAUCAUCGAUCUGAUUGUGAUCUCGCUGCUGGACAUGGUCUACUCCAGUUUGGCCGUGAAGCUCACCAACUACGAGUACUGUCGCACCCAGACGGAGUACGACGAGAGCCUGACCAUCAAAAACUAUGUGUUCCAGUUCGUCAACUACUACUCAUCGCUCUUCUACAUCGCCUUCCUCAAGGGCAAGUUCGUCGGCUAUCCGGCCAAAUACAAUCGCGUGCUGGGCUUCCGCCAGGAGGAGUGCAAUCCUGGCGGCUGCCUCAUGGAGCUCUGCAUGCAACUGGUGAUCAUCAUGGCCGGCAAGCAGGCGGUCAACGCCAUCGUGGAGAUGCUCAUACCCUACCUGAUGCGCACCAUCAAGGAGCUCAGCUACCGCCACGGCUGGUACAAGAGUCACCAGGACCAGCGACUGGUGCCCUACAACCAGUUCACCGAGGACUAUAACCUACUGCCCGCCGAGAACAAUUCGCUCUAUGUGGAGUACCUCGAAAUGGUUGUGCAAUUUGGCUUCAUCACCCUGUUUAGUUUGGCCUUUCCGCUGGCACCAUUGCUGGCCCUGCUGAACAAUGUGAUAGAGGUGCGCCUGGAUGCCAUCAAGAUGCUCCGUUUCCUGCGACGACCAGUGGGAAUGCGAGCCCGGGACAUUGGCGUUUGGCACAGCAUCAUGACCGUCGUCACCCGGAUAGCCGUGGCCUCGAGUGCAAUGAUAAUUGCAUUUAGCACGAACCUCAUACCGAAAAUCGUGUACGCCGCCUCAAUGGGGGAUCACGAGCUGAACAACUACCUGAACUUCACGCUGGCCGUGUUCAACACCGAGGACUUCCAGGUGCAACCGCUGCUGGGAGGCAGUCAGCAUGUGAACGAGACGGUGUGCCGCUACACGGAGUUCCGCAACCCGCCGACCGAUCCCCAUCCCUACAAACGCCCCAUGAUAUAUUGGAAGAUACUGACGGGUCGGCUGGCCUUCAUAGUCAUCUACCAGAACAUUAUCACCAUGCUGCAGGGCAUCCUGCGCUGGGCAGUUCCGGAUGUCUCGGGUCGCCUGCUGAAGCGCAUCAAGCGGGAGAACUUCUUGCUGCGGGAGCACAUCAUCGAGUACGAGAAGCAGCACGCCAUGAAGAUGGCCCAAACGGAAGUGGGCGGCGGAAGUCUUCAGAAGUCGAAUAGUGGACCACGCCCGCACCAGAGAGACAAUGAGACCCUGACCCGCAGGAGCAACGAUGCCACGUCCUUUGUGUGAGGUGAUCCUCAGAUCAUUCCUUGGUUUCUCCAGUACACGUAGUAGUUAGCUUGUGAUCUUUUGUAUAUAUAGCGACACGCGAAUAUCCAGGGAUUGUCGCCCAUCGUUAUCGCAUGGAAGUUAUGCUUCGUACUUAAGAUGAUUUUUGUACUGUGUUUGCAUGGGAAAUGCUCAACGAAUAUGGGGAGUCCAAAACCCCCGAAACAAGCAAUUGCAUUUUUAUAUACACACACACACACGUACACACACACACACGAAUAGGGUUUUAUAUUGUUACUUGAUUUUCCAAACGAAUCGAAUUGGGUAUGUUGUAUUUUGUAUAAAAGAUUCACGCAACUCCCGGAAAGAGCCAAGAGAAUUGAAUCACCAUCCCGUACACACAGAAAAUAAUAUAUACAAAUAUUUUUACAUUAUAUACACACGUCCAAAGUGCAUUAACAACGAGUAUUUAUAAUUUAAAAAUCGUAACCGUUAAAUGUUAUGAUAUGAUAUGAUAUGAUGGUUAGGGAUCCAUAAACAAAACGAAUUAUACACCACAAAAUGUGUGCAAGUUAAAUGUGCUAACACUAAACACUAAGAAACAAUCCAAUGUACCUAACAAUGUUACCCACAACCGAAAAGCGAACUCAGACAUAUGGUUCAUCCUCUCCCUCUAAUCCAUUGUUUUUAAUUAAAUUGUUGAUGAUUAUUGCCAAGCGAGAGCAUUGCACAUUUCGCAAUAUUUUGUAGAACUCUAAAUGCUACUUACCAGUGCGUACACCUAUAGUGAAUUGUUGUUUUGAUAAACAUAUUUAUACGAUAACAAUAGCAACUACGAUUACGAUAGAGAUUAAGCCAGAAACGAAUUGUGUUGUGUGCUGGUCCGGUCUGCAUGUGAACUUAAAAUAGAAAACAAAUAAAAAUGGGUUUAACUCCAUUAAUGUUAACAAUGA
Messenger RNA from Drosophila elegans, 4468 nucleotides. RefSeq names its product anoctamin-6. Gene Ontology annotation, molecular function: chloride channel activity; protein dimerization activity. Gene Ontology annotation, biological process: chloride transmembrane transport. Gene Ontology annotation, cellular component: plasma membrane. The record is from RefSeq and is a predicted model, not a curated record. The coding region runs from base 435 to 3536 and encodes 1033 amino acids. Lineage: Eukaryota; Metazoa; Arthropoda; Insecta; Diptera; Drosophilidae. The transcript is spliced from 9 exons.